GUUUAGUUUUUUCUUUCGAGCAGCGCGCAGUGGCUCUCCGCAAUGGCAAAAGUAGUGGCGCGUUUAACAGUUAAAUCUAGUGCACUUUUAACCCAACGACAAAGUCUAACCGUGUAUAAAGCAUGUUGCCGAAAUGCCAGCACAGGAUUUGCGAAUAAAUUGCCACCAAGGAACACACAACGUCUGCUGAUGCUGGUGGGCGGCAGUGUCGCCUCAUUGGCGGCACUGACUGCGUUUAUUCGACUGAGAAGCGCCGCGAAUACAGCAAAUGCAAUGCGAAAGAAGAGCCUGCAUCGCGAUGAUUCCGACUUGGAGAAUGUUAAGCUAACCGCACGCGAGCGCCGAUUCAUUAAAUUCGCCUCCGUGGAGUACGAAGAUCAGCUGUAUAUGACGCCACAGGAUUUUCUGGAAUCUGUUGUGGAACAGGAACCCAGACCUCGUCUGAAGCGUCGCGUGCUCAGCUGCGAGGAGGUUGAAAAAUACAAGGACAAUACGCCAGCAGUCAAAAAGGGUUCCUCACGUCUCUUUCGCAAUCUCAGGGACAAGGGCAUUGUUUCGUACACGGAGUAUUUGUUCUUGCUCUCCAUUUUGACCAAACCCAAAUCGGGCUUCCGCAUUGCCUUCAACAUGUUCGACACGGAUGGCAAUCAGCGUGUGGAUAAGGCCGAGUUUCUAGUCAUUAUUUCCAUUUUGGCCGGCGCCUAUAAGUCCCUACAAGAUGUUGACCCAAAAACCAAGGCAAUUAUGCGACGCUUAGUACCUUAUGAGGAUCACACACCGAUUAAAUCUCUAGCAGUUUCACGACCCAAGGGUCUUAUGGAGCGCAUAUUCAGCGGCGCUUGGAAUGAAAAACACGGCGAUCAGGCGUCAGAAAAUCCAGAUGAAUCGUCCGAUACGCCACACGAGCGUAAUUUAGUGGAUGACGCCGAGGGUCUGCAGCGACGUCAUGUGGUGUCCACAACCCUGCAGCUGCAUCUGUUUGGCAAGCGCGGCACUGGCGUCAUCAACUACGACAAUUUCUAUCGUUUUAUGGAUAAUCUGCAGACGGAGGUGCUCGAGCUGGAGUUCAAUGAGUUCUCCAAGGGACAAAGCUUUAUAACCGAACUGGACUUUGCCAAAAUCUUGCUGCGCUACACGUAUCUGGCCACAGAUGAGUACGAUGUGUUUUUGGAGCGUUUGCUGCAUCGCGUCAAGGAUGAGCAGGGCAUAUCCUUUAAUGAUUUUCGUGACUUUUGUCAUUUUCUCAAUAAUCUCGAUGAUUUCACCAUAGCCAUGCGCAUGUACACGCUGGCCGAUCGCUCCAUAUCCAAGGAUGAAUUUGCGCGCGCUGCCAAGAUCUGCACUGGCUAUUGCCUCAGUCAGCAUAUAAUUGAUACGGUCUUUGCCAUAUUCGAUGCGGAUGGGGAUGGUAUGUUGCAUUAUAAGGAGUUCAUAGCCAUUAUGAAGGAUCGCUUGCAUCGUGGGUUCAGAUCCGUAGCCAAGUCGGAGGGCUGGGACGCCUUCAAGCAUUGCCUAUAUCAUGAAAUGGCUGCGCUAAAGAAACCUUCCUAUUAGACGCUAUCGAAACCCAGCAACACUCUGUUGAUAUGAAGAAACGAAAACUACGCCAAAGUGAAACAAAAACAAAAAACUAUAUUAUCGAAUUCUAGUUGCAAAUUACUUUCUUCUAAAGAAACACAAAAAUCUCCUGUUUUAGCUUCAAAUUUUUAAAAAAAAAUCUUUAUUAUUGUUAAAUUAUAAAAGUAAUUUAUUAAUGAGUCUGCUAAAAAUAUAAAUUUGCAAUUUGUUAGAUGAUUUCAAAUUUAUAUAGACAUUACGCAUAAGAAAUGCAGUUGUUACAAAAUAAAUAAAUACAUAUUUAUAUAGUUAA
Messenger RNA from Drosophila montana, 1870 nucleotides. It is a transcript of the gene MICU3, whose product is annotated as Mitochondrial calcium uptake 3. Gene Ontology annotation, molecular function: calcium ion binding. The transcript has 11 exons. The coding region runs from base 43 to 1554 and encodes 503 amino acids. Gene Ontology annotation, cellular component: uniplex complex. The record is from RefSeq and is a predicted model, not a curated record. Lineage: Eukaryota; Metazoa; Arthropoda; Insecta; Diptera; Drosophilidae. Gene Ontology annotation, biological process: calcium import into the mitochondrion; mitochondrial calcium ion homeostasis.